AUGACAACAACUACAACUGUAUCAACAACCACUACCACAACAACAACUACAGCUGCAUCAAUAAGCAGCACCCAAACAACAAACACAACUACGGCAGUGACGACAAUAAUAACAGCUAAUUCAUGUUCACCUUCAUGUAAUUCACAACAGACAUGUAUACAAAGUAUAUGUCUAAAUGUAGGACAUCUCGCAUGUGUUUUGGUAUGGUCUCGAUCAGGUGAUGGCGAUAUUGUAGUGACAACACCCAAUGGGAAAACCAUUAACUAUCAAAAUAUAGGUCCUUCAUCAAGUACUGAUCAAGGAAUAUUGGAUAGAGAUGAUACAAGUAGUACAGGACCGGAAAAUAUUUAUUGGCCAAGUAGUGGUUCUCUACCACCCACAGGAACUUACUACAUGUGCUUUGAAUCGUAUUCAUUCAGUCCAACUAUCAGCAGUAGUGAUCCACUCACGGUUACCUAUCAUACUGUACAUGCUUCUGGUGCUUUCUUCAAUUAUACACGAACAUUUACUUCAGUUUUAAGUGAUUCGUAUAACUGUGGUGCAACUUCAAGCACUCUUAUCGGUUCAUUCACUUAUCCAUAA
Molecule: messenger RNA, 582 nt
Organism: Rotaria sp. Silwood1
Lineage: Eukaryota; Metazoa; Rotifera; Eurotatoria; Philodinida; Philodinidae
Source: the annotation of a GenBank genome assembly